AUGGAAAGUCAUGUCACAUCACCACCACUUGACAGCAUCAAUUUGGCCUCUUGUAUUCGCCUGCUCUUCCAUCCAGGCCUAAAGAUUCGCCUCCGCACAGCUGUUCAUCUCAUCCGUGUACUUUUUCCCGAUUGCAAUCCCGGUCAAAUGACGACAGCUCCUGCAGUAUCCGUGACUUCGCCCCAUCUCUCCGAUCUUGGCCGAGCUCCCGACGGAGCCUCCAGCCUCAGUCGGGCGGCCACAGCCUCAUCCACUUCUCCAUCUCUAUUGCUUCCAGGCGCCAUUGCUGACACGACGACCUGGCGGCUCGAUGGUGUGACUGACCUCGAGCUAAUUGAGCUUGAUACGGACAAUUGUCGCCAUACAACCACCUCUUUAGCUGGUUCUAAACGAUCCCUUUACCAAUGCACCACAAAAUCUGCUGCUGCCAUCCGUCAAUCCGGUCCAUCGGUCACUCGUUUCACCAACAGUACCCCUGCAUUCGAUGAUGACGGUUAUCUUGCAGAGUUGUCGCAUCGAGCUCUCCGCAUACACCAGGCGCAUUUGCAUUCUACCCCAGCCGACGGUGUUGGCUCUACGAUCAACCGUCUCCACUGCCAUGAGGCCGACACCAUUCCUAAUGACAGUCUGGCUUGUUUGAUCGCCUUUUCGCUGGUUGAUCUUACGGAGGAGAGCUCCCGCCUCCAAUUAAAUCUGACUUCGGAUCUCACAGCUCCCGGUCUUGUUCAACCCAUUUGUCACGCCUCCUCCACAUCCUAUUCCCAUUCUUAUUCUGGUUCCUUUGCGGUCGAGGGAGAAGAGCCGAUUUUAGCGGACGAUGCGCAUUGUCAAGAGCAAAUAGCCAAAAUGAUUGGACUUCUUGCGGCAGAUAGUGCCAACAUUGCCGUUCGCAAGGCUGCCGGAGAUCAGUUAGCGCGUAUGAUGCAUAGUAAGUGA
Molecule: messenger RNA, 936 nt
Organism: Protopolystoma xenopodis
Lineage: Eukaryota; Metazoa; Platyhelminthes; Monogenea; Polystomatidea; Polystomatidae
Source: the annotation of a GenBank genome assembly